Messenger RNA from Phalaenopsis equestris, 1137 nucleotides. RefSeq names its product MACPF domain-containing protein At1g14780-like. NCBI's taxonomy places the organism in Eukaryota, Viridiplantae, Streptophyta, Magnoliopsida, Asparagales, Orchidaceae. Gene Ontology annotation, cellular component: plasma membrane. The coding region runs from base 151 to 1137 and encodes 328 amino acids. Gene Ontology annotation, biological process: plant-type hypersensitive response; regulation of salicylic acid mediated signaling pathway. The transcript is spliced from 5 exons. The record is from RefSeq and is a predicted model, not a curated record.
CUUCUCCUUUCAUAUAUCAACAUCCCCAACCCCUCUAAUUCAAAACUAAACCACACGAAAGAGCCUUCUUUCCACUCCUUCAUCUCCUUCCCAAUAUAACUAUUAAACUUCAAUCCACAAACCAGAAACCAGAGAGAGAGAGAGAGAGAGAUGAGAGAAGUUGCAGAGAGAGCUCUGCAGUGCCUAGGAAGAGGGUUCGACGUGGCGUCUGAUUUCCGGCCAAAGCACUGCAAGGGCAAGCAGAGGCUUGUCCUUCUCAACGAAGAUGAGUGCGUUGACCUCGCCCUACCUGUCGCCGGCGGCGGAGUUCUCCGGCGUGUCUCCGUCGAUAUAAAGUGUGGCAAGGGCGACAGAGUUCGGUAUCAGUCCGACGUGCUCGAGUUUAACCGGAUGUCAGAAUGUUUCAAUCAAAAGAGUGCAAUUUCUGGGAAAAUACCCUCAGGACUCUUCAACGCCAUGUUCGGUUUCAAUGGUAGCUCCUGGGCCAAAGAUGCAAUGGAGACCAAAAGCUUAGCAAUGGAUGGUUACUUCAUCGCUCUCUUCGAUCUUCACAUCGAUCGCAGGCCUUUGACGCUCUCCGAUCAAGUCAUCGACGCCGUCCCUACGAAAUGGGACCCAGCUUCCCUAACCAGGUUUAUUGAGAAUUAUGGAACUCAUAUAAUAGUGGGAUUGAGUGUGGGAGGGCAGGAUGUGGUUUAUGUGAGGCAGGAUCAGUCUUCUGAUUUGUCUUCUUCUGAGCUGAAGCAGAAUUUGGGCCAGCUUGGAGAUCAGCUCUUCACAGGCACCUGUGCUCUCCCUCCUCUUCACUACAGGUCCAAGGACUACAACAAGCCCAAGAUUUCGGAGGCUUUCAAUGUAUUUGACCUGCAGCCACUGAUGAUGGAUGGCUUCACCAAUGUUUCAUGCAAAAAUGGCUUAACAGUUGUCUGCUCGAGAAGAGGAGGAGAUACUUCAGCAAGCAGCCACUAUGAAUGGCUUCUCACCGUGCCUUCCAUGCCGGACAUCAUCAACUUCACUUUUGUGCCCAUAACCUCACUCAUGAAGGGCGUGGCUGGCGCUGGCUUCUUGGCCCAUGCCAUCAAUUUAUACCUCCGAUGUAUGUAUAAUCCUUCUAAGAAUAAAAGCAAGGAAUAUUGA